Molecule: messenger RNA, 7590 nt
Organism: Trichomycterus rosablanca
Lineage: Eukaryota; Metazoa; Chordata; Actinopteri; Siluriformes; Trichomycteridae
Product: adhesion G protein-coupled receptor L1-like
Exons: 24
Coding region: 209-4765 (1518 amino acids)
Biological process (GO): adenylate cyclase-activating G protein-coupled receptor signaling pathway; heterophilic cell-cell adhesion; cell surface receptor signaling pathway
Cellular component (GO): presynaptic membrane; axon; plasma membrane
Molecular function (GO): G protein-coupled receptor activity; carbohydrate binding; latrotoxin receptor activity
Source: RefSeq, a predicted model, not a curated record
UGCGCCCUGCAUGGAGCAUUAAAGGGGAGGAAGAAAGGAGGAAGAUGAUGAUGACCGUGAUGAUGAUGAUGAUGAUGGCGGUGGUGGAGGAGCGCUGAGGCCCGAACAGGGAGGAGGAUCCAGGAGAAGCUCAUCAAAACUGAGAGGGAAACCAAGUCACUGACCCCGCCCACACCGACCAGCACUGCCGCUCCCCUGCCCCAUCACUAUGGCUCGGUCACCGUGGUUACUAUGGAUGUGGGCCACCACACUCAUCCUCAUCAGCCCCUCCGAACAAGCUCUGAGCAGGGCAGCCAUGCCCUUCGGUCUGAUGAGGAGAGAGCUGGCAUGUGAGGGUUACCCCAUCGAGCUGCGCUGCCCAGGAAGCGACGUCAUCAUGAUCGAGACGGCCAACUACGGCCGCACGGACGACAAGAUCUGUGACGCCGAUCCCUUUCAGAUGGAGAACGUGCAGUGCUAUCAGCCCGACGCCUUCAAGAUCAUGUCUCACAGGUGUAACAAUCGCACGCAGUGCGUGGUGGUGGCCGGGGCCGACGUGUUUCCUGAUCCCUGCCCCGGAACGUAUAAGUACCUGGAGAUCCAGUAUGAGUGUGUUCCAUACAUCUUCGUAUGCCCGGGCGCUCUGAUUGGCGUGCUGGAGGUGAGUUUGGUGCGGGAGGCGGAGCAUCAGUCGGGGGCGUGGUGCAAGGAUCCGCUGCAGGCCGCAGACAGGCUGUACGUGAUGCCGUGGACGCCGUACCGUACCGACACGCUGUACGAGUACGCGUCCUGGGACGACUAUAGACAGGACCGAGUCACCACCACCUACAAGUUGCCGAGUCGAGUGGACGGCACCGGCUUCGUGGUGUACGACGGCGCCGUGUUCUACAACAAAGAACGAACGCGCAACAUCGUGAAAUACGACCUGCGAACGCGCAUCAAGAGUGGGGAGGCCAUCGUCACUAACGCGAAUUACCACGACACGUCCCCGUACCGCUGGGGAGGCAAGUCGGACAUCGACCUCGCCGUCGACGAGCACGGCCUGUGGGUCAUCUACGCCACAGAAGAGAACAACGGACGAAUAGUGCUCAGCCAGGUGAACCCGUACACGUUGCGGUUCGAGGGCACAUGGCAGACAGGGUUUGAAAAGCGCAUGGCGUCAGAUGCGUUCGUGGCGUGCGGAGUCCUAUAUGCCGUCCGUUCGGUGUACCAGGAUGAUGACAGCGAGGCGGGCGGGGACUACAUACUCUACUCCUACGACACGCGGCGUGAGAGGGCGGAUCCCGUAAACAUCGCCUUUCCAAACCAGUACCAGCACAUCUCGUCAAUAAGCUACAACCCAAGAGACAAUCAGCUGUACGUGUGGAACAACUACAACGUGCUGAGAUACCCACUGGAGUUUAGACCUCCACAACCCACUGCAGACCCGCUCUCGACUUCUCUUCUCUCCUCUACCACCGCUCUGUCACCUCUUUCCACCACCAUGUUCUUCGGCUUUAGCACGACCCCGCCUCUUUCCAUAACCUUCAAUCCUGCCGGGUCGAAAAACAGAGGACGGCCCAUUACGGUCUCAGUGCCGGUGACGAUGCGCCCACCACAGCAGCCUCAAGGGCCUCGUGUGCCUACUUGUGAGGGUAGAGUGAGUCGUGGGGUGCAGUGGCCCCAAACGUAUCGAGGAGAGACCGUCCAGAGACCUUGCCCUAAAGGAUCGCUGGGUUUAGCCUCUUAUCAAUGUAUGUCUGAUGAGGUGUCGUGGAACCCCAGAGGUCCUGACCUGAGUAACUGCACGUCACCGUGGGUCAGCCAGAUCGCUCAGAAGAUAAAGAGUGGCGAGAACGGGGCGCAUAUUGCCACCGUGCUCGUCAAUCACACCAGGGGGCGGGUCUACGCAGGCGACAUCACUUCCUCCGUGAAACUGAUGGAGCAGCUGUUGGACAUUCUGGACUUCCAGCUGCAGGCGCUGCGGCCCGGGAACAAGGACUCUGCGGCGCGCAACUAUAACAAACUUCAGAAGCGAGAGAGAACGUGCAGAGCGUUUAUACAGGCGAUGGUGCAGACGGUGGACAAUCUUCUGAGCAGAGAAGCUCUGGACUCAUGGCAGGACAUAAACAUGACAGAGCAGUCUCACACAGCCACCAUGCUGCUGGACGUGAUGGAGAAAGGCGCCUUCCUGCUUGCCAACAACCUUUACGAAGGCCGGUUCAGCGAGAGAGCACCGAACAUUGAUCUGGAGGUGUACGUGUUGAACACGGAGAUGGAGGUCAGGGAUCUAUUCUUCCCUCACUCGUACGACAGCGACAGCACCAUUCAUCUGUCGGCGGCCACCAUCAAACAGUACAGCCGCAACGGUCAGGUGAAGGUCGUGUUCGCCCUCUAUAAGAACCUGGGUCCGUUCCUGUCCACCCAAAAUGCCACGGUAAAGACAGAAGCUGAGCUGAAGCCAGGAGGGCGGACUUUAGCUGUCAACUCUCACGUCAUCUCCGCCUCCAUGAAUAAAGAGUCCAGUCGAGUGUUUCUGACCGAGCCGGUCACCUUUACACUUAGACACCUCCAGCUGGAUAACUACUUUGGGCCGAACUGUUCCUUCUGGAACUACUCGGAGCGCUCGAUGACGGGUCAGUGGUCAUCUCAAGGCUGCAGGCUGCUGUACAGCAACAACACACACACCACCUGCUCCUGCUCACACCUCACCAACUUCGGUUUGCUCAUGAACCACCACAAACCGGCAUAUGCGGGUGGCAUGCAGGCUCUGGUUCUGUUUGUGGUCUCCUGGGUGGGCAUGGUGAUCUCCCUGGUGUGUCUGGCGCUGUGCAUCUCCACCUUCUGCUGCGUGAGGGCCGUGCAGAGCGAGCGCACCACCAUCCACAAGAACCUGUGCCUCACCCUCUUCGUCUCGCAGCUCCUUUUUCUUAUCGGCAUGGAGAUGACCCAGUACACCGUGGCAUGUCAGGUGCUAGCUGCCCUGCUGCACUUCUCGCUGCUCUCCGUGUUCUGUUGGUUGUGCGUCGAGGCCGUGCAGCUCUACGUGCUCCUGGUGGAGGUCUUCGAGAGUCCGUCCUCGCGCAGAAAGUACUACUACACGGCUGCCUACGGCUUUCCCAUGCUCGUGGUAGCCAUCUCUGCAUCCGUCGACUACACCAGCUACUCCAGUACCACUGCUUGCUGGUUGCGUGUGGACAACUACUUCAUCUGGCUGUUCAUUGGCCCGGUCUCCCUCGUUAUCCUGCUAAAUCUGGUGGUCCUGGUGGUAACAGUGCACAGGAUGAUCCGCCACUCCACGGUGCUCAAACCCGACUCCAGCCGCUUCGACAACAUCAGGUGUUGGACUGUAUGUUCGGUCACUCUCCUUCUGCUGGUGACGUUGACGUGGAUCUUCGGCCUCCUCUUCAUCAGCGAGAAGAGUGCACUCAUGGCCUACCUCUUUACCUCCUUCAAUGCCCUGCAUGGCCUCUUCAUCUUUAUCUUCCACUGCGCCCUGCAGAAAAAGGUACAGAAGGACUAUGCUAAAUGUUUCCGUCAGUCAUCCUGCUGUGGCCACGUCUCCUCCGGUUCCAUCAAGAGCUCUGCCCACCGCGGCAACAACCGCUACUACAGCGGAGGCCAAUCGAGACAUGUCCCAGCGCACAGACAGGUAACACACUCGGUAGCGAUCCUAGAUAUCCUAGAGCAAAAUUUUAACAUGAGCAUGGGUCGUUACCCUCUGUGUUUGUCUGCUUGUGUUCAGAGCCGUAUCCGGAGGAUGUGGAACGAUACAGUUCGCAGGCAGACCGAGUCUUCCUUCAUGGCUGAUCUCAACAACACACCCACCCUUAAUAGAGGAACUAUGGGUAAUCAUCUUUUGGCCAAUCCGGUGCUGCAGACUCACUCCGGAUCAUCCCCUUAUAACACGCUGCUGGCUGAAACCUUCAACCCGUCCUCGCCGGCCGUCUUCAACUCCACCGGCACCUUCAGAAAUUCAAAGGGCACUCUUUCUCACAGUCGUGAAUCCUGCGGUCUGGAGCCGGUCCGGCUGAACGGAAACUACAACAACAGCUACUCGGUACACGGUGGCAGCUCCGACCUUCUCGGCAGCGUUGCGGUUGGAGAUGUCAGCCCCGCCCUUUUAACCCCGAGAGGGGCGGAGCCUCCAGGUGGCCUGCGCAGGAAUCUGUCGGACGCCGCGGCGCUGGAGAAGAUGAUCAUUUCUGAGCUGGUGCAGAGCAAUCUGCGACCUUCCAGCGAUCGCUAUGCCAAGUCUAAUAAUACCACCGAGACUACCCCAGAGCCGCGGGAUUACGCCACCGCGUCGAUGGGUCACAGAGAGCCCCCUCAGCGUCCUCUCCCCCGCCCGCCCCCGCCGCCUCCGCAGGAUGACGAAGAGCCGCUUUACAAGGGGCUGGAGAAGCCCCGACUGCCUGAGAAACCACGUAUCCCGGAUAAACCCCACCACCCGGAGAAGCCCCGUCUCCUGGAGCAUGUGCAAUCAGUGUUCUACCAGAGCGAGGAGGAUUCGGAAAGCUUCUCAGCCGAAAUUACGGACAGCGUGGCCGGAGUCGGGCCCGACUCCUCCUCCCUGUACGCACGAGACAGGGACUCGUCGUAUCCCGACAGCAGCCCGGAAGGGUUGGGGACUGAACCUCAUUCAGCCCUGCCUCCUGACGAGUUAUACUUCAGCACAGGGAGACACGCCCACGUCUCUGCUUUCUACCAGCCCCCUCCGCGACGGACCAAUGAGGAAGCCAGGCUGGGGCUGGACGCCGGCCACGGAGAGGCCGAUGGACAGAUGCAGCUGGUGACUAGUCUGUGACUAGGGCGCUGGUGACCAGGACAUGGAGAUCUAGGGGAGGAAAAGGGGAAUUGACCCCAUCGUCAUUAUCAUCUGUUACUUUUGUACUUUGCUGAUGUACACAAGUUAGUUUACAAUUUAGUCCCACUAGCAAAGCCGGAAUCUGACCUCGGUUUUACAGAAUUCCCUUACUUUUAUCGACAAAGAACCUUUCAAGAGUGCCCAAAAUAGCAAAUCGAGCAUUAGCUAUAGUUUACAGGACUCUAAGAAGCUCUAGGAAGACCUUUUAUGACCUUUCUAGUCAUCUCUUACCAGCUAGCUACCAGUCCAGCACCCAGGGUUCCGCCUGUGUGGUUUAUGCUACCAUGCCGCGCCAAGCAAGUUGCGGAAACAUCUUAAAACCUCUUAAGAUACAACUCAAGCACAAAGCUGAGCAGUUGAGCGCCAAGAGUCUCGAUUAAGGGACUGACGAUGGCUGUUUGACGAUUCUGGCUAGCUCAAAACAUUAACCCGCCAAGCUACCACUGCCCAACUUGUUUUUAAGAAUAGUGGGGAAAAAAUGCACAACUACUGAUCCAACGCAGGUGCUUCAUAUGGCCGUUCCAUUCCGCAGAUAACACAGGGCUAAUUAUAAGAUGCUAACAAAAUAGCGAUAGCGACAGUAUUCGUGAGUAACGACUGUGAAUGGACACGGUGCAACCUGAAAAAAGCACAUCCAGCCCAAUCACGAUGAUAAUGGCUUCCUCCUCUGAGUCUCUGUCUCUUGGUCACCUCCACACCCACCCUGACCGUCUCACUGCCAUCCAACGCUGUCUCUCUUCCUUCCAUCGUUAAUGCAUAUUCUGACAACCUGUAUUAUCUGUACCUCGUAUCGCAUCCGUUUCUCAUAAUUAUGAUCUCAUCCGCCGGGCUUUGUUCACACAGCAAACGUCUAAACUUCCCUUUAAUUCGGUUUAUAUUCUAUACGGUGACAAAUUUAAAGGCAAUCGAUCUUAAGUAAAGUAAGACUGAUGUAGAGAUAGAAGACUUCAGAGGCACAGUUGGCAGUUACCUAAGUUACCCAAGCGACAGUUGAAGUCAGAACCUUCCGUACCCUUUUUAGGGGACCGGUAUGCACCACCAACGUUUAGUCCAAAAAAGUGACAUAGGGUGCGUUCGAAAACCUAGCUCUCUCUCUACAUAGACUGCAUUUUACGUCAUCCUACGCAAGCUCUUGAGAAGGAGGCUGCUCGAAUUCUUAGAUACCUUGACAUGCUGCCUAGUGAGGUACCUUGAAUUCGAACGGUAUUGUGGCUGGAUAACGAGGGAGCAUCUGAUGCUGCCUGUGUAGGCAGUAGACAGCAAGGCACAAGGUUUUUAAAAACACCCACUGUGAGGUCAGGUAUACAGUUAAGGUAAUGGACUAGUAAUUGGAAGAGCACUUGAUCAAGCUCCCCCACUUCCAGGCUGCCAUUGUUGAGCUUUUGGCGCUCACUGGCUGGGAUUUUACUUGGUUACGCAGUUGUAAGUCACUCUGGAUUAAAUCAUCUACUACAUGGCAUAGACGUCAAUGGAAAAACCAAACAGAUUCUUUCCCAAAUGGUCAAAUACAGUUAAAAGUGGCACUCCCCAUAGUCAGCCAUCAGCAUCAAGUGCUAAAUCAAGCUGAAAUUAGGAUUUUGGAAUGGUUUUCCCAAACACCCCACCUUAACCAUGUAGAGGUAAGUCAAGUCCCCUCUAGAAAACCAAAAAUGGUCAAAGAUUCAACCAGAGUGUAACCAAAUACCAGUUGCCUUGCCUUCAAAACAGACGCAUCAAUAAGUGUUCUGACAUCAAUUGAAAUCAACUGGGGGGGAACUGUCUAUGUACUGUGUAAAGGUUUAAGCAGGUGCCCUUAUUUUCGGGGUCCAGUUUAGGCAUCUUGAACCUGAAACGGCAGUCUGGCUCUGACAUGGCAGUGUAAGCGGUAAAAUGCUAAGCAACCGAGACCCUUGUCCUUCCAAGUAGUCUGUAAAUUGAACCCUGGCACUAUGGAUCGCCCAGCCAAAUUGGUAAGCCGUUUACACAGACAAAUCUCCUCCCCGUGUGAAUUAGGGGGUCCGAUUGAAGCCACUCCUGGCUGCAGUGUGAACGGAGCCCGUGCUUCCAUCUCUCCGUGUCCUCUCGGUCUUUCUCAGGGUGGAGUGGUGGAUCGGCGCCGCGAUCGUUUCGUUCCGUGUACUGCUUGUUCGUUUCCUGUCCCCAAACCGUUUUGAAGAAUGUGACGACUUUGUCAAGAGUAACUGGACUAAAAAAGACUUGACAUUGCCAAAAAUCUCGUACACACACAAGUACUUUUUUUUUUUUCUUCGUCGCGACGGAGCAGGAGUUUGAACUCUGACCUGCUCGGUUACGAAUAAACAAACAGACAAACGCAGGAACGACGGACCUGACGGACCUCUACAAGCCUCGGCUGAACGGUUCUGAGCUCGAGGCUUCGUUCCCUAACUGUUUUCUAGACUGUGAAUGCUGUCACGACCACAAGAGCGAUUCUGUUGUGUUCCUGGUGUAUAUAGCAGACGAGGGAAGCGAUUGAAACUCUUGUAAUACGUAUCUACCGAAAGUCACGAACAAGUAACGUAAACGGAUGUGUAGGUGAUGUGGACGAUUCUGUAUCUUCUCUUCCUCUAUAGUCUAUAUUCCACUUCGUUCUUCCCGUCUCCCCCUCAGUCCUUCCCUUACUUCCCCACGUUUUCCUGCUUUGUCUUUUACUUUUUACUUUCUUUUCCUCCCUUUUCAAGCAGGUAACAGAAGGACAGGGUUUUGUUAACGACAUAGACGAGAAAUGUGUUUUUAUAAGAAAAAAAUAAAAUAAAACCCAUCCACUA